Daphnia pulex (common water flea) is the source of this 2165-nucleotide messenger RNA. RefSeq names its product U5 small nuclear ribonucleoprotein 40 kDa protein-like. Bases 261 to 1868 code for a protein of 535 amino acids. The transcript has 13 exons. Gene Ontology annotation, cellular component: histone deacetylase complex. Gene Ontology annotation, molecular function: transcription corepressor activity; protein binding. NCBI's taxonomy places the organism in Eukaryota, Metazoa, Arthropoda, Branchiopoda, Diplostraca, Daphniidae. Gene Ontology annotation, biological process: regulation of transcription by RNA polymerase II; apoptotic process. The record is from RefSeq and is a predicted model, not a curated record.
AGUGAAAAUCAGGUAACGAGUUCUGUAGCUGUAGUUCUCAAUUUUGAAGUAGAGAAGUAUAUAAUAACAUCCAAAUUUCCCGCCGAUUGCGUUUUGAUGGUUUAUGAUCGAUCCAUAAAUAUCGAUUGUUAAAAUCAGCUGUUUCUGGUUGUUAACAAAUGAUUUGAAGUUUUUCACUACGAACGGUGCCUCGUGUCUGUUUCCAGAUUAAAACCAGCAUUUAUACACAUUACUCUCUCUUGACCAGUUUCCAACUUGAUAUGACAAAACAAAAACCCUAUAAGCUCGUCAGCCAAGAUGGACGAACUAAAAAAGGGAUAACAGCAGGUAGUCUCGAUGAACUGACUGGUAGAGCUAGACAACUUUUCAGCUUUGGCUCUGAAGUUCCUAUAACAGUCUUUGAGGAAGAUGGCACCGAAAUCACUAGCAAUGAAUAUCUGCUAUUUCUUGAAAAAUUUACAGUGCUAGUGAUAGUUCCAGAGAUAGGAACUUGUUCACGAUUAAGAAAUGCAACUAAUAACAAUCCAGAAUCGAUAAAUAAGUCAUUCACCAAUGAGCACAAACUACCAGGUAGUGAAGAUCAACAUGAUAUCCAUGAAGAGCUGACAAUGAGUGAAGAUGUACCUUCUUCUACUGAACAUGAGCAAGAAAAAGUUCAAUUUGUGGAAGUUCAAAGAUCAAUCGCCUUGAUGAGUGAAGUUGAUUAUUGCGUCAGUCGAUUCCACCCGACGCUACCGGUUCUUGUGUGCGGAUUUAAUCGAGUUUUCCUACUAAAUGCUGAAGACGUGUCUGUCCCGUUUUCCGAAUGGACAGAGAAAGAAAUUUCGUUUGAUGGGCAGGGACUGAAAAUAAUAACAACUUUAGAGUGGAAUUUCGACGGAAGUCAAUUGGCCGCUGGCUGUAAAGAUAAUACGGUCAUCGUAUGGAGCAGUUUUCCAACCGGUGACGUUCUCCUAAACACGAAUUGCGACUUCAAAUGGGUCUAUCGUAUCGCCUGGAACCCCGUUAAGCCAAAUAUUUUUGCUACUCUCGAUAAAGGUUCGAAAAAAGUCUUGUUUUGGAACUCAACCACUCACGACGGAAAAUCGAACGUGUUUUACACGAUCGAACAUGAGAAGAGGAUCUCACAAGUGGAGUGGACAUCUAAAAAUCAAAUUGCUAUCGGGUUCAUGAAUGGCCUCUUAGAAAUUUGGGAAAUCGACGAAAAUGAAUCCAAGUUCCAAGUGUUGCAGAUAAUUAAACGGAUUACGGGUGCAAUAAAAGGACUCGAAUGGAGUAAUGUUACAAAGUAUUUAGCGUCUUCCUCAAGUGGGAAAGAAGGAUGGAUUACGAUUUGGUCAUUGAGCAGCAGCAAAAGCAACACGUCAAAAAUACCUGAUUAUUUCCAGAAAUUUGAACACGGUUUUUCUAGUUUGGCUUGGCUUCCGGCUAGGAAUACGGUCAAUGGCGGAAUCAACUCGGCAAGGGAAAUGCCAGAGAACUUCGCUAUUGCUUGUGGAUGUACAGAUGGAUCGAUCUGGAUUUGGAAUCCUUUGGAAAGGGACAAAACGAAAAUUCUCCGUGGGCCUUCGCGUUCAGUAACCUGUCUCUCAUUUUCACCCGAUGGGAGGUACCUCGCCUCAGCAAGUCGAUAUAAUAUUACCAUCUGGUUGAGUGAAACUUGGAAACCCGUAUUCUCCACCACACCGAAAUUAAUUGCUUCACCUCAUCAUGAUUGUAAAAUUUCUUUGUCGUGGAUGUGCAUUAACGGGUCGUCCGCAGAGUCCUCCGAGAAUUCCACUUAUAAAUUGACUUUUUCCUCGCGAAACGAUAAGAUCGUUGUUUGGGAAGUUGCAGCGGAGGUGGCCGAGGUGGGUGACAGUUGCUGAAAACUGUUGUUACUGUUAUACGUAAUAAUGCAAAAAAGUUAAAGUCCGAGUGCUUUUUCAGCAUUUCUGUUUCUUUCCAUCUUCGGUGAAAACUAAUUCCUUUUUGUGAAAAACAAGAAAAACUUCUUUGAUCAGCAGUUGUGGGGUCCAAUUAUCGUCCGGUAACAAAACCAACAUCAACGAUUGGAAACGUUCGUGAAAAAUGUCUCCCGUCUCGUCUUGCGUUUUAGGAAAUUAACAAUUUUCUUAAUACUUUUGAUCUCACGAAUUCGUUUUCAAUAAAAUAUCCAGAAUAAC